AACACCACACACCCCUGCGCGCUCUUAUUAUUGGGAAAACAUCUGCCUCUGCAUCGGAAAAUCUCUUUUAAAUGGCCGAGAUUUAAUUGAAACUGAGUCGAAAUAUCGUGUAACAUUACUGGGGUAGGUUGUCCGACAAAUAAACGACAUGUUUAGACCAUUAGACCGGUCGGUAUUUUCCCAAAUGAACGGCAACUUAGAUGGAAAAUAGAUUCGGCAAUACCGAAAGGGGGGUUAACGCAAGUUGCGCGGUGUGUCGUGUGCCUGUCGUCCGUCGUCGUGUAUCCGCGUCGGUGAAAACUCACACAAGACCCGUCAAAUAUCAGACUUGUGUGGAUGGUCAAUUGUUUGUGUUGGUGGGUGAAUCGGGCAAGUGCCGUGGUGCGCGCCGUGCCGAGGAGCCGAGGAGCCGAGAGCCGAGAGGAGAGAGAUAUAAUAUAAUAUCGCUUCGCUCUCUUUUGUGAAUAAGUAAUAUAAUCUGUUGAAAGAAAAUCGUCAAGCUUGGUGUCGUUGAUUAACGCGGUGCCGAUAACGAAGCGCAUUCCUCAACUUCGGAAUAACUCGAGUCAACUUCCAAGCCCGACUAUGGAGAUAUCGAAAAGUUUACAGGAUGAGAUACACUCGGUGCAAAACAAGCUCAAAUACGCCAUACAAAAUCAUCAGGUGUACGUGGGGAAGCUGAACGAAGACCCGAACAACGAAGAACUUCUUGGACAGCUGCACGAGAUUCAAGAGCACAUAAUUUCUCUCUCAAAAUGCCAGAAGCAGGUCGUUCAGCGUUUGCGCAAAGAGGUGAAGCUGUACGAAGCGGCAAAUUCAAAUGGCGGCAAAGUCUCUAUAGGCUCGUUAUUAGGAUUGAACAACAACGACAGUAUAACGAAUAAUAAUGUGACGAAAAGCCGCGAAUGCGAGCAAACCGUCAAUGGGAAUAAUUUCAACGUAUUGAGACGCAGAUUGUCGAAAGACGAUUACGAGGAUGAAAUUCAAAACGUUGAUCUACCCUCACCCAGUCGUCAUUUUCGAAAUAAUUGUUCCAGGGAAAGAACAAGAUUCAACCGAAUAGAUUCAAACGACGAGGAUAUCGUCGAAAUUGGAACGGAUGAAAAUUCGACUGAGAAACCGAUCCCUGAUGAUAUUUACCAAGAUCUUCAUUAUAAGCAGCAGAAUUUUCUUGGAUGUCUCGGAUUGAUCACAGCCGACAAACACACGGAAUUACAAAACAAAAGAGCAGAAAGAAAACGCAGGAGUACCGCCAAUCCACAGUUCGUUUAUUCUAAUUGGGAAAUUCCUACUAAAAGAAAAAGACACUCGUAUCUGCAAUCGAAUGGGACAGCACCGCAAACACGACAAACGACAGCUCGAUUAAAUGGCCCAUCUCCACCUCCGUCUAAGGUGGGAGGUUUAAAGUCAUCUUCGCCGCUUUCUGCAGCUUCCGCAAAGUCGUUAAUUCCAACGCAAAAGUCAUCGACAAGACCAAAUAUACUUAGAAAUAAUCAAGAAAGUAAAGUAUUUGCGGGCAAAACGAAAUCCGAGAAUAGUUCGAGCCACGGACAGCAGUCUAACGUUAAGUCGGUUACAUCGGUGGGAGGCAAAGCUGUUCACAUACCUGGUCUACCCUCGAGUUUGACCAUCGAAAGGAUUGAAAAUAAAUUCUGCGCAGUUUGUAUUCUCUGUAGAAAAUCUGGUUCUACUUUAGAGGUCUGCGAAGUUUGUGGUUCAUAUUUUCACACUACUUGCCACGUGGCUUUAAGCUCGCCUUUCAGAACCUGUCCAAAAUGUACCACUAAAACUGAGGAAAUAGAUUGUGAUCAAAACAGUAGCGAUACCUUAGCAAUUGAGACUAGAAGGGAAAUUGAAAUUGCAACAACAUCGAACGCGUCAAGAGAUGUUGGGGAAACAAGAGAAGACUCAGAGGUCCGUAAAACGCCUGGUGGAUUUCAUAAAGCUGAUGCAGCAACAGAAGGACCCAUCCCAGCAGCCCUCAACGUCAACCAGCUUCCAUCCUCAACCUUCCUCAUCCCUAUCGUCCCGAACUCCAUCCCCUCCUCCACCGUCUCCACCGCCAUCUCCUCUUCCCCCUCAUCCUCCACAUUCGACGUCGAUCAGUCUGAGACCACUGUCUCAUCUGCAGCAGCUGUCAACAAUGGAGAAUCAAACGUCAGCACAUCUUACUCCUCAAUUCUCAUCAACCGACUCUCAAGACCACCAAGCAUCGAGUCGGACACCAAGGUCACCUACGCCUACCAGUUUCCAAUCACAGUUGGUCAGCAAGAAAAAUCACAGUCUUACCUCAUUGUCAAAAAAAUCUCCGAAUCAUCAAAAACCACAGCAAGAAGUAAACAAUUAUCAUCAUCAUCAUCUUCGUCAACUGUCCCCGGAAAUAAGCCUGAUAAGCGAAUCCCUGUCGCCACCACCGUCGACGCUCAACAAUCUUCAAAUGCAAGUUUCAAUGACGACGCUCAAUCAGAGGUCAAGUCUGUUGCUCACAGAGAAUCAGUGGGAAGAUUCAAAAAGUACAAUGGACAAGAGCCUGCUAAGCCAGGUGAAGAUGCACCGCCAAAACCUGCUAAAUCAGAAUCAACAAACUGUUUUAACAGCGAGAAGUGCCUCACCAAACAGCACUCUAAACUCAACAUCAACCAGCUCCGAACACCAAGACAAUCGAACAGUUUUAUACCCCUCCACAGUAUUAUUGGCCGCCCAAAAACUAUCGACAAACCUGACGUCGCGAAAGAAUCAGAGACACGAAAAGUCGGACAAUCCUGCUGCGAACCCGUUGCCCACUGUUCAAAAGCCAAAUCAAAAACAAAUUUACUCUACUCAUUGUUCUCAAGCAAUAACGAGUCCCAUCCCUUCACCGGUAGUUUUGUCCAGUCGCAAGAUCCAGCCGCAGAACAAAUCCAAUCAGAAUUCAAGCUCCAACCACCUGAAAAUUACCAAUCGAAAUGCGACAAACGCAAACCUGGAAUUCAUUCUUCCUCCGUCUCAAAUUUCUCAGAAUACGUGAAAUUGGAAGAAGCGCAUUUAUCAGCGCCAUUUAGACCAAACCUAGAACGAAAAAGCCCAGAGAUUAGUGCAAUUCCAGAAAAAAAAGAAGAUUCAGUCUUUCUUUUGGAUGUAAACGAGGGCGAUGACGCUCCAUUGCUUGCAACAAAUGACUCACCCGAAAGUGAAAGUAGAGAUAAUGAUGCUGAUUCAAACAUUGGCAAAGAGCGGGCUGAUAUAAAUCCAGAUUUCACAAGCUUUGAGGAAUAUCAUAAUGAGAAUUUGAAAACGACUCUGAAUUUCAUAGCGAUCGAGAAAAAGCACAGUAACACUUACAUCAAGUUUCACAAUUUUGAUGAGUGCGGUGAUUCGGGGGAAGAUGAAUAUUCAGACAAGACUCGCCGGCAGGAGACAAUCAGGCAAGAUCUGAAGAUACUGAGAAAUGAACUAUCGCAAAAGAAAAACUAUCUUGCACUUCGGAAAAAGUUCCUGCCCCCUAAGAUUAAGCCUGAAUUCGAGAGACAAGACUUACCAAUGAACGAUCACGAAUUCAUAAUAAAAGAUGCGGACGAUAAUGAUAGAAUAAUCUUGCUUGGCAAAAGUCGUAUUACCACAAUAACAGAAGAAGAAAGCAAGGCAAAAUUGGGUAUGAAUGUUGUAUCCACAGAGAACAUGCAGGUCCUUGAACAGUUUGAGUCUGCUAUGCUAGAGGUCGACAAAGAUGAAACUACCAAUUGUUGAAACUAGUUUUAAGCGUACCAGUAAAUUAGGAUAUUUAAUAUAAAUGAGAGAUUUGAAAAAUGUCUUUCGUUCGCUCAAUACAUCAUACGUUAUUAA
Molecule: messenger RNA, 3822 nt
Organism: Diprion similis
Lineage: Eukaryota; Metazoa; Arthropoda; Insecta; Hymenoptera; Diprionidae
Exons: 8
Coding region: 586-3726 (1046 amino acids)
Source: RefSeq, a predicted model, not a curated record